This is a messenger RNA of Lacerta agilis (Sand lizard), 1789 nucleotides long. RefSeq names its product dehydrogenase/reductase 1 (gene DHRS1). NCBI's taxonomy places the organism in Eukaryota, Metazoa, Chordata, Lepidosauria, Squamata, Lacertidae. The coding region runs from base 150 to 1139 and encodes 329 amino acids. The transcript has a single exon. The record is from RefSeq and is a predicted model, not a curated record.
CGCGGGAGGAGAAGGAGGGCCUUUAAGCCGGGCGCCCCAACCGCACAGACCGGCACUGCAGCUCUGACAACCGUCGUCGCCGCUGCCGCUCCAGACCGGCUGCGGCCUGCACGCUCCUCAUCCGCCUGGCAACGCUUCGCCUCGCCGCCAUGGCCAAGCCUCUGUCGGGACAUGUGUGCGUGGUGACGGGCGCCUCUCGGGGCAUCGGCAAGGGCGUCGCGCUGCAGCUGUCCGGGGCGGGCGCCACCGUGUACAUCACGGCCCGGCACCGCGAGGCGCUGGAGGAGGCGGCGGCGGAGGUGCGGGCCCGCGGCGGGAAGUGCGUGCCGGUGGUGUGCGACUCGUCCCGGGAAGAAGACGUGGUGGCGCUGUUCGAGCGCGUCCGGCAGGAGCAGGCGGGCCGCCUGGACGUGCUGGUCAACAACGCCUUCUCCGGGGUGGGCACCAUCGUGGAGGACUUCGGGCUGCCCUUCUGGGAGAGCUCGACGGCCCUGUGGGACCAGGUCAACAAUGCGGGCCUGCGGGGCCACUACAUCUGCACCGUCUACGCCGCCCGUCUGAUGGUGCCCGCCGGGAAGGGGCUCGUCGUCACCAUCUCGUCGCCCGGAGGGCUGCGCUACAUGUUCGACGUGCCCUACGGGAUCGGCAAGGCCGCCUGCGACCGCCUGGCCGCCGACUGCGCCGUCGAGCUGCGCCCCUUCGGCGUGGCCUCGGUGGCGCUGUGGCCGGGCUUCGUGCGCACCGAGAGCCUGGCGAAGGAAGUGGAGAGCAGGACGGGGCCCAUGAUGGCGAAGCUGAAGGAGAAGAUGGCCUCCAUGGGAGAGACCCCCGAAGUGAGCGGGAAGUGCGUGGUGAGCCUGGCGUCGGACCCGCGCGUCAUGCGCCACAGCGGGAAGGUGCUCCUCAACCCGGACCUCGCCCGCCUUUACGGCUUCAAGGAUGUGGACGGCAGGGAAGUCUUCAACUAUCUCUCGGUGCGGGACAUCCUCUCGGAGCUGAUGCCCAAACUGGCUGGUUUAUUCCGCCUCAUACCUCGGUUCAUCACCAUCCCCAAGUGGGCUCUCGCUCUCUAUUCUAGCAAGUUUUCCGUUUACCCACCCAUCCAGCCGCCUCUCCUUAAAUCAAAAAAAGAAGCCUAAGAGGUAUAUUGUACAGGGUUACAGCUAUGCCUUUAACCUUCUCCGAUUGCUCAAAACUUCAUUUUGACACUUCCUUGACUGGUGCAUUAAUUAUUUUAUUAUUACAAUUGUUUGCAAUGGAAAGCACUUCCAAGUUUGAAUUUGAAAUCAUUUUAAGACAGUGGUUUCCACCAGGAAGGGCUGAUUUCUGCAUUAUCUUCUUUCUGUGCUUGCUAGAAAGCUGUUAAGAGAUUCCUUAUAAUUCUGUAUUCAAUUAUAAGCCCAAGUUCUGACACUUUGGGGUGCAUCUUUCAUCAUUCCUGUAUUUCAAAUGUGACAGAAGUAGCUGAAACAAGCUACUCGGCAAUUAAAUGCAUUUGCUCUGAGAGACUUUGUCAUAGCUGGCGAUACUUUGCCCCAUUUUUUUGCCCCUGUGAAACGCACCAUUCUUGCCCACCCCUAAAUUUGCUGCACGGGUCCUGGUGGUAUCACUGCAUCUUUAUCGAAGAGCUAGCUCUGUUUUAGAUCUGGAAGAUCAUCCCACUGCAGGAAGGGAGGAUAGUUUUGCACUCUGGGAAAAUGCACAAACUGCUCAGGUAAUCCAGAGAGUACACACCUUACGUUUUGCUCUAAUAUAUGUAUUGGUAUGGGUUUAAAAAAAAAAAAACCUU